This is a messenger RNA of Paramecium octaurelia, 284 nucleotides long. The record is from the annotation of a GenBank genome assembly. Lineage: Eukaryota; Ciliophora; Oligohymenophorea; Peniculida; Parameciidae.
AUGAGAAAAUUAGAAUUUCGAAAUGGAUAAAAGAAUUCAUCUUAAGAUCUGAUUGUAGAAAGAACCAAAAUUAACGUCAAAAAUAUUUUCUUAGAUAUUAAAUAAUUGAUAGGAUAAUUACACUUUGACCCAGAAAAUGCAAAUUAUAUAUUGAAUAAUAGAAUAGGAUUUUGGACACACUUCUUUAAUAUCUAGGAGGUCUUUAGAAGAGAAGAAAGAGGUUAGAAUGCGAUUAUUCCUAGUAAUUAUAUUUUAGUAAAAUAAUAGGAUAAUAUUAAUUAUGA